CCUUCAGCGCGGACGGAAGAUGGCGUCUGCUACUCGUUUCAUCCAGCGGCUGCGGAACUGGGCAUCCGGGCAAGACCUGCAGGCGAAGCUGCAGCUGCGCUACCGGGAGAUCUCCAAGCGUACUCAGCCUCCUCCCAGGCUCCCCGUGGGCCCCAACCACAAGCUCUCCAACAACUACUACUGCACUCGAGACGGCCGCCGGCAGUCUGUGCCCCCUUCCGUCAUCAUGUCGUCACAGAAGGUGCUGGGGUCAGGCACGCCAGCAGAGAGCUCAGCCAUCGUGGCCUCUGAGAAGAAGGCAGUCACGCCAGCUCCUCCCAUGAAGAAGUGGGAGCUGUCCAAGGACCAGCCCUACCUGUGACACUGUGCCCUAGGGCCACCUGUCUGCUUUUCCUCCUCGGAUUGGGUCCAGGGAGAAUAUGACUUAAUUUAUUACAAAUACAUUGAACUCCAGGAUCAUUUCUGUGUCUACUUU
This is a messenger RNA of Propithecus coquereli (Coquerel's sifaka), 475 nucleotides long. It is a transcript of the gene NDUFA7, whose product is annotated as NADH dehydrogenase (ubiquinone) 1 alpha subcomplex, 7, 14.5kDa. Bases 20 to 361 code for a protein of 113 amino acids. Gene Ontology annotation, biological process: ATP synthesis coupled electron transport; mitochondrial electron transport, NADH to ubiquinone. NCBI's taxonomy places the organism in Eukaryota, Metazoa, Chordata, Mammalia, Primates, Indriidae. Gene Ontology annotation, cellular component: mitochondrial inner membrane. The record is from RefSeq and is a predicted model, not a curated record. The transcript is spliced from 4 exons.